AUGGAAAUUACAGAUCAGUGGACAGGCAAGGCUAAAGAUAUUGAAAAGGAAUUUUCUGAUGUCAUAGUUGAAGAAUUACCUGACGUACCAACGAAUCCAGGUAGGAUUAAACAUACGAUAGAGUUGAAGCCUGGGACAGUUUCUACCACUCAUCGUCCAUAUCAUAUGAAUAUAUCUGAUAAAAAGGAGUUGGAAAAACAGUUGGAUGCAUUAUUGAAAACUCAACGAAUUGCCCCUUCAACUUCACCUUUUGCUACCCCAGCACUAUUUGUCACCAAAAAGGAUGGCACUAAACGAUUAUGUUGUGAUUUUAGAAGUCUAAAUGACGCAGCUAUUAAAAGUGAAUAUCCUUUGCCAAAAAUGGAUGGGUUGUUUGAUCAGUUAGUAGGCGCUUCCCACUUUUCCCAGCUAGAUCUAGUCAGCAGAUAUCAUCAAGUCGAAGUUGAACCGAAAAAUCAAUAUAAAACUGCAUUCAUUACUCAUGAAGGCCAAUAUAUUUGGAAAGUGAUGCCAUUCGGGUUCACCAAUGCCCCUUCCACAUUCCAAAUGUUAGUGAACGAGACCCUGCGAGAGUUAAUAGGUAAGUGUGUUAUAGUUUAUUUGGAUGACAUUUUAGUGUAUUCCCAAAGCGAAUCAGAACAUGUACAACAUUUGCGUGAAGUUUUUAAACGUUUGAGAGACCAAGGCUUAUAUGCAAAAAGGUCCCAAACCAAACUAUUUCAAUCUUCAAUUAAAUUCCUGGAUCAUCGAGUGGAUAAAGAUGAAAUUCACGUGGAUGAGUCUAAAGUUGAAGCUAUUGUACAAUGGCCAAAACCUAUAAAACCUAAAGAGGCUUUGAGUUUUGUAGCUACGUGCUCAUUCUUUCGUCGUUUUAUCCCUAAGUUUGCCAAAAUUAGUAAUCCAUUAUAUGAAUAUGCCAAUAGGAAAGUUAAAUGA
Messenger RNA from Arxiozyma heterogenica, 936 nucleotides. RefSeq names its product reverse transcriptase family protein. Lineage: Eukaryota; Fungi; Ascomycota; Saccharomycetes; Saccharomycetales; Saccharomycetaceae. Bases 1 to 936 code for a protein of 311 amino acids. The record is from RefSeq and is a predicted model, not a curated record. The transcript has a single exon.